UUUUAUUGCUUUGCACUUUAUUGAUUGCGGAUGGAUGCAUGGAUGUUCUACGCCAGUUGGAAGAUGUGUGUUGCUGUACUUAAGUAGAUCCACUAUGGCAGUGUACCAGUUCGUAUGUAGUGUAGAGUAAGACACCGGAACACAYCACAUAAGUCCGAUUGUUGUCAUUGGAUUCGUUAAACAGAGCUAGGUGCGUGCGAUUCAUAAUUGUUUCUUUGGCACGCGGCAAAUUCUCCAAGUCUCUUUGUAUUGCAUACCAUUGCAAAUCCUCGGGGCUGUUCCUCCUUUUGGGUUCGCAACGCAAUGGUACGUACGGAGCUGCGGUCCGGUGCGAUACCGUUUCCCUCACAUGCGCAGCUCGUCGCCGCGGUCCAUCCCCUGCAAUUCCGAUUCGAUCUGGUGGUUGAUCGAUUCGCUCCACUCCUUCCACAUCUUGCGCUUGUAUGCCUGCGCCUCGGCGUCGACCUCCGCCGCCGGUUCCCCGCCGCCCUCUUGCGGUUCGCUGCUUUCGCCGUGGUAGAGGGGGGUCCCGUCCGGUGCGACCCCGAACCGCAGGUGGGGCGAGACCACCCGGGUCCCGAACCGGGCGUAGUCCUGGCAGGCCUGCAUGGUCUUGACGUGCUCGCCCUCGUCGGUGGCAAUGUUCUCAAAGACGUCCAGCAGCGUGUCGCAGGGAGGCCUCCGGCUCCCCGGCGCCCGGGAGGUCAUGAAAUCGUCAAAGAGGUAGAGGUCCUCGAACUUGUAGUAGCUCACCGCGACGGUCGGUGCCGGGAGCAUCGCCAGGCGCUCGCGGUUUUCCUCGACAAAGGUCGAGUAGGUGUCGACCGCGUGGGCCUCGAGGAGCUCCAUGAACUGGUAGGCGAUGCGGGGAGAUCCCAGGUAGACGACGAUCAGGAACCAGUAAUAGGCAAAGGCCACGUGGUAUCCYAGAAAGCGAUCGGACCAGCGGGCGUUCCCCCCGAGGCUUUCCAUGAUGAGGAGGUGGUGGAGCUCGUUCCAGUCUGGUUUGGUUUGGUUUGGUUUGUGGGUUCCCCGUCAGGUGAGGUGAGGUGAGGUGAGGUGAGGUGAGUCGAGGUGAGGUGAGUCGAGGUGAGGUGAGGUGAGUCGAGGUGAGGUGAGGCAUGCCAACAGCUGCGACGCAAUCAUUAGCAGCAGGAAACGCAAGUUCCCCUUGGCAGCUUUGACAGUUUCGGUCACGCUUGUUUCUCGUACCUUCCGCCGCAUGGACUUUUCGCAGUUCCACGGCACGGAACCAGCUGCGGAAGAAGCCAUGGGGAGCCAUUGCAAAACAACACGGAGCGAGCGAUGUUCGGAAUGCACGGUGUUAGUAGAUGCCACCAAAAAGACUUUCGGUUUGAUAGAACUGCAACCGUUCCACCCACUCAAGCAAAAGCACAACCAAAAGCAGCAACAACCACAACAACCACCACAACAACAAUUGCACAAUCCAAACCACCGGGCUUGCUCUGCUUCCCGCUCGAGUCCCUCCCGCUCGACCCACACCACACGACACCACACGACACCACACGACACCACACGACACCACACGACACCACACGACACCAUACCAUACACCACGCACUCACCCAAAGCUCUCGUACAGGUGCAGCAUCGAAACGUAGGAAAAGUAGGGGAUCCGGGCAAUGGUUUCCAGGAACCAGAACCUCUGGAUCGGCCGGCCGUCGAAGAGACGGUCCAGCAGGAGGCACCCGAGGUCGUAGAGGGCCCGGCUGACCGGGUGGGCCUCGAUCCCCCCCCCGGAAGCCUCCCGGAGGGCCUCGGCCUCCGCCACGGCGGCGUUGGAGAGGACGAGGCCGAGGCAGUUCGGGGGCCGGAGGGAGACCUCCUCCGCAUCGACCCCRAGKCCGAGCCGCUCGAGCCCCUGGCCCACCAGGGAGCUUCCCUGCCGGAGAAAGUUGUUCCACGCCAGGUUCCAGGAGGAAUCCGGCCGGGUUCCGUCAAAGUAGGACUCGUACUGGAUCUCGAUGUAGGGAUCCAUGCGGCGGCCGCGCUCGCCCUUGUUGCCUUCCGUGGCUUCCGCUUCGGUUUCGGGUUCCGAAGAAAACAGGCGGGACGCGCGUUCUCUGGCGCUGGCUGCCGGUGUUGGAAUUUGCAUCGGUGUUGGUGCCACAACUGCAGCCGCCGGCGAUGGGACCUUUGGCGCAAACGGGGUCAGCGAUGCGAAUCCGGAAACGGGAGCCAACGAGCAGCACACCGCCGAGAGGAAGAGGGCCGCAGCUGCAGUCCCUGGUGGGAGCAGUGGCAGCCGAGCAACGCGUUUCUUCAUGGCCGAAUCUAUGGUAGAUGCCUGCUUGGUUGCUUGGUUGCUUGGUUGCUUGCUUGCUUGGUGUCUGUCGUUUUGUCUGUCGCACCGCAAUGGUUUUGUGCGGUAUCCUGGUAUCCUGCUUCUUGUGAUUUGGAACAAGUACCGUGUGUUGUUUGCGAGUGUGAACAAACCUCGGUUGUUUUUAUGGGACAAUCCUUACACUUGUGUCUUUGCACUUGUGUCUUUGCACUUGUGUCUUUACUGUUGUGCGAGUGGAUCGGAGCAAACACAAUCCGCCAUCGGUGACGUUCUGUUCUGUGGCACGGCACCGUACGUUACAUACCGGUACGAAACGGUACUACGAGUAGUACAACACAAAUGUUCUGUUCUGUUGCAAGUAUUUUCCCUGCCAAUUACGAUACAAUCGGUCUUUCGGGGUUCCGUUCGUGUCGUGUUCAGUUCGGGUCACAGUCACCCUAGGGGGAAUGAAUCCGAACAUGCAGCGUGUAGAAAAUUCGCUACUCGUGCUCGUACGAGUAGGUACGUAUCCUCAACCUGCAACAACCUACCGUAUCUAAGAUCUAAGAACAAACCUCAAUCACCAUCGCGUUUCGCCACAAAYGGUGUCACUCCUCGUAGGGAUUACGGAGAUUUUUGUACUAGGUUCGAGUUUGUUACGAAAUCCCGGCACCGUACUGCUGCGGGGGUCUUGCAUCGUUAAGGGGGGAGAACCCGAAUCGAACAACAUCGGCGCGCUCUAAAAAUAACCCUCACAUAUGCAU
Molecule: messenger RNA, 3048 nt
Organism: Pseudo-nitzschia multistriata
Lineage: Eukaryota; Bacillariophyta; Bacillariophyceae; Bacillariales; Bacillariaceae
Source: the annotation of a GenBank genome assembly